CGUCUGUGAGCAAGUGGGCCGCCGGACGGAGGAGCGGAGAGGGAGCGGAGGAGAGGAGAGGAGGACACGGCAGUAGCGAAGAGAGAAAAAGAGAGAGAGAAAGAGAGAGAGAGAGAGGAAACUCUGCCUUGCGGCUCUGUGUUUUGUGAAGCUGUCGUCGAGCAGGACUUGCUGUUGCAAACACGGACGCAGAGGGACGAACCGAGCUCACCUACAGUGCCUGCAGCUGAAAAGCAGCCACCAUGACGGACGCAGACAAGUUCCUGUACGGGGACCGCAGUGGGGUGAACAGCCCCCUGGCCCAGGCCGACUGGGCCACCAAGAAGCUGGUGUGGGUGCCCUCGGAGAAGCUGGGCUUUGAGGCCGGCUCCGUCAAGGAGGAACAUGGAGAGGAGUGUGUGGUGGAGCUGGCCGACUCUGGCAAGAAGGUGAAAGUGAACAAGGACGACAUCCAGAAGAUGAACCCGCCCAAGUUCAACAAGGUGGAGGACAUGGCCGAGCUCACCUGCCUGAACGAGGCGUCUGUGCUGCACAACCUCAAGGACAGAUACUACUCUGGCCUCAUCUAUACAUACUCAGGUCUGUUUUGUGUGGUGAUCAAUCCAUACAAGUACCUUCCCAUCUACACGGAGGACAUUGUGGAAAUGUACAAGGGCAAGAAGAGGCAUGAGAUGCCGCCUCACAUCUACGCCAUCACAGACACCUCCUACAGGAGCAUGAUGCAGGAUCGUGAGGACCAGUCCAUUCUUUGCACAGGGGAGUCAGGAGCAGGGAAGACUGAAAACACAAAGAAAGUCAUCCAGUAUCUGGCUCAUGUUGCCUCAUCUUACAAGUCCAAGAAAGAUCAGGGCAGUGCAGUUCUGUCACAUGGGGAACUGGAGAAGCAGCUACUGCAGGCCAACCCCAUCCUGGAGGCCUUCGGCAACGCCAAGACCGUCAAGAAUGACAACUCUUCACGAUUUGGAAAAUUCAUCAGGAUCAACUUUGAUGUCAAUGGAUACAUUGUUGGAGCCAACAUCGAAACUUAUCUGCUGGAGAAGUCUCGAGCCAUUAGACAGGCUAAAGACGAGAGGACCUUCCAUAUCUUCUAUUAUAUGCUGUCGGGAGCAGGGGACAAAUUGCGCUCUGAGUUGUGCCUGGAGGACUACAGCAAGUACCGCUUCCUGUCCAACGGAAACGUGACCAUACCCGGCCAGCAGGACAAGGACAUGUUCGUUGAGACCACGGACGCCUUCAAGAUCAUGAGCAUCCCAGAAGAAGAAAGAACUGGUCUGUUGAAGGUGGUGUCAGCUGUGCUGCAGCUGGGGAAUAUGACCUUCAAGAAGGAGCGGCACUCUGACCAGGCCGCCAUGCCUGAUGACACGGCUGCUCAGAAAGUGUGUCACCUGUUGGGCAUGAAUGUGACUGACUUCACACGAGCCAUCCUGUCCCCCAGAAUCAAGGUUGGCAGAGACUACGUCCAGAAGGCCCAGACCCAGGAGCAGGCAGAGUUUGCUGUAGAGGCUCUGGCCAAAGCCUCUUAUGAGAGGAUGUUCCGCUGGCUGGUCAUGAGGAUCAACAAGGCCCUGGACAAGACCAAGAGACAGGGAGCCUCCUUCAUCGGCAUCCUAGAUAUUGCUGGAUUUGAGAUCUUUGAGCUGAACUCAUUCGAACAGCUGUGCAUCAACUACACCAACGAGAAGCUGCAGCAGCUCUUCAACCACACCAUGUUCAUCCUGGAGCAGGAGGAGUACCAGAGGGAGGGCAUCGAGUGGAGCUUCAUCGACUUUGGCCUCGACCUCCAGCCCUGCAUCGAACUUAUUGAGAAACCUGCUGGCCCUCCAGGCAUCCUGGCUCUGCUGGAUGAGGAGUGCUGGUUCCCCAAGGCCACAGACAAGUCCUUUGUGGAGAAAGUGGUUCAGGAGCAAGGCACAAACCCCAAGUUCCAGAAGCCCAAGAAACUCAAGGAUGACGUUGAUUUCUGCAUUAUCCACUAUGCUGGAAAGGUGGACUAUAAAGCGGAUGAGUGGCUGAUGAAAAACAUGGAUCCUCUGAAUGAGUGUGUGGCGACUUUGCUCAACCAGUCAACAGAUAAAUUUGUUGCUGACCUGUGGCGAGACAUGGAUCGUAUUGUUGGCCUGGACAAGGUGGCGGGAAUGUCAGAUUCUAUGCACGGUGCCUUUAAAACCCGCAAAGGCAUGUUCCGCACUGUGGGCCAGCUGUACAAGGAGCAGCUGGGUAACCUCAUGGCCACGCUCAGGAACACCAACCCCAACUUCGUCCGCUGCAUCAUCCCCAACCAUGAGAAGAAGGCUGGUAAGCUGGAGCCCCAUCUGGUCCUGGACCAGCUGAGGUGUAAUGGAGUCCUAGAGGGGAUCCGCAUCUGUAGACAGGGCUUCCCCAACCGCAUCGUCUUCCAGGAGUUCAGACAGAGGUAUGAGAUCCUCACUCCAAAUGCCAUCCCCAAAGGCUUUAUGGAUGGAAAGCAAGCCUGUGUGCUCAUGAUCAAAGCCCUGGAGCUUGACCCAAACCUGUACCGCAUCGGUCAGAGUAAAGUCUUCUUCAGAGCCGGAGUUCUGGCCCACCUGGAGGAGGAGAGAGACAUGAAGAUCACUGACGUUAUCAUCAGCUUCCAGGCCUGGUGCAGAGGAUAUUUGGCCCGCAAAGCCUUCGCCAAGAGGCAGCAGCAGCUCACAGCCAUGAAGGUCAUCCAGAGGAACUGCGCUGCUUACCUCAAACUCAGAAACUGGCAGUGGUGGAGGCUCUUCACCAAGGUGAAGCCUCUGCUGCAGGUGACCCGGCAGGAGGAGGAGAUGCAGGCCAAAGAGGAGGAGCUGGUCAAGGUGAAGGAGAGGCAGCUGCAGGCUGAGCAGCAACUCAAGGAGUAUGAGAUGAAGCAGGAUCAGCUGAACGCUGAGAAGUUGGCCCUCCAGGAGCAGCUGCAGGCAGAGACAGAGCUGUGUGCAGAGGCUGAGGACAUGAGAGCCCGCCUGGCCACCAGGAAACAGGAGCUGGAGGAGAUCCUCCAUGACCUGGAGGCCCGUGUGGAGGAGGAGGAGGAGAGGGUCACCCAGAUGCAGACUGAGAGGAAGAAGAUGCAACAGAACAUCACGGACCUGGAGCAGCAGCUGGAUGAGGAGGAAGCAGCCAGGCAGAAGCUGCAGCUGGAGAAGAUGACCAUGGAUGCCAAGCUGAAGAAGAUAGACGAGGACGUCAUGGUGCUGGACGACCAGAACAACAAGCUGAACAAGGAGAAGAAGUUGUUGGAGGAGAGGAUAUCAGAGUUCACCACUAACUUGGCUGAGGAGGAAGAGAAGUCAAAGAGCUUACAGAAGCUCAAGAAUAAACACGAAGCCAUGAUCACAGAUUUGGAGGAGCGUCUCAGGAAAGAAGAGAAGCAGCGUCAGGAGUUGGAGAAGAACCGACGUAAGCUGGAGGGAGACUCGACCGAGCUCCAUGACCAGAUAGCAGACCUGCAGGCUCAGAUCGCUGAGCUCAGAGCGCAGCUGGCCAAGAAGGAGGAGGAGCUGCUCGCUGCACUGGCCAGGAUAGAGGAGGAGGCUGCAGCCAAGAACACGGCCCAGAAGAAGAUCAGGGAGCUGGAGGCCCAGAUCUCCGAGCUGCAGGAGGACCUGGAGCUGGAGAGACAGGCUCGCUCCAAGGCUGAGAAACACCGCAGGGAUCUGGGAGAGGAGCUGGAGGCCCUCAAGACUGAGCUGGAGGACACGCUGGACUCCACUGCAGCACAGCAGGAGCUCAGGACCAAACGUGAGACGGAGGUUGCCCAGCUGAAGAAGACGCUGGAGGAUGAGGCCAAGACCUACGAACAGCAAAUGGCUGACAUGAGACAAAAACAUAAUCAAGCUUUUGACGAGCUCAAUGAACAGCUCGAGCAAGCCAAGAGGAACAAGGCGUCGGUGGAGAAAGCCAAGCAGGCCCUUGAGAGCGAAUGGAAUGAGUUGCAGAUCGAGCUGAAGACCCUGACCCAAGGUAAAGGAGACUCCGAACACCGUCGGAAGAAGGCAGAAGCCCAAGUUCAGGAACUGCAGGUCAAACAUGGAGAGAGUGAGCGACAGAGGCAGGAGCUGGCAGACAAGCUGACCAAGAUGCAGUCAGAGCUGGACAACGUAAACGGCCUCCUCAGCGAAGCCGAUGGCAAGAACAUCAAGGCCAGCAAGGACUUGUCUUCUGUGGAGUCUCAGCUGCAGGACGCACAGGAGCUGCUCCAGGAGGAGACCCGUCAGAAACUGUCCCUCUCCACCCGCCUGAGGCAGAUGGAGGAUGAGCAGAACAACCUGCGGGAGAUGCUGGAGGAAGAGGAGGAGAGCAAGAAGAAUGUGGAGAAGCAGGUCCACACCCUCCAGUCCCAGCUGUCAGAGAUGAAGAAGAAACUGGAGCAGGAGGCUUCAGCACUGGAAGGGUCGGAGGAGGGCCGCAAGCGUUUCCAGCGGGAGGUGGACAGCGUGGGCCAGCAGCUGGAGGAAAAGUGCGCCGCCUAUGACAAACUAGACAAGACAAAGAAUCGAUUACAGCAGGAGCUGGAUGACCUGAUGGUGGACCAGGACCACCUCAGGCAGAUCGUCUCCAACCUGGAGAAGAAGCAGAGGAAGUUUGACCAGAUGCUGGCUGAGGAGAAGAAUAUUUCCACCCAGUACGCUGAGGAGCGUGACCGGGCCGAGGCCGAGGCCAGGGAGAAGGAAACCAGGGCCCUGACUCUGGCCCGUGAGCUGGAAACCAUGACAGACGUGAAGGACGAGCUGGACCGGGCCAAUAAGCUGCUCAAGGCCGAGAUGGAAGACUUGGUGUCCUCCAAGGACGAUGUCGGCAAGAGUGUCCAUGAGCUGGAGAGGGCGAAGCGUGGCAUGGAGCAGCAGCUGGAGGAGAUGAGAGUCCAACUGGAGGAGCUGGAGGACGAGCUGCAGGCCACAGAGGAUGCCAAGCUGCGUCUUGAGGUCAACAUGCAGGCCAUGAAGGCCCAGUUUGACCGGGACCUGCAGGCCAGAGACGAGCAGGGAGAGGAGAGGAGGAAACAACUCGUCAAACAGGUGCGUGAGAUGGAGGUGGAGCUGGAAGAUGAGCGCAGGCAGCGUUCCCAGGCCCUGUCGACCAGAAAGAAACUGGAGCUUGACCUAGCAGAGCUGGAGACCCAGAUAGACGCUGCUAACAGGGGCCGCGAUGAGGCCCUCAAACAGCUGAGGAAACUGCAGGCCCAGAUGAAAGAGCAGCUGAGAGAGCUGGAUGAGCUGCGUUUGUCCCGGGACGAGGCUCUCAGCGAGGCCAAGGAGAAUGAGAGGAAGCUGAAGUCCAUGGAGGCAGACGCCCUACAGUUCCAGGAGGAUCUGGCUACUGCAGAGAGGAUGAAGAGACAUGCCCAGGCGGAGAGGGAUGAGCUCCAGGAUGAGAUUAACAGCUACAACUCCAAAACCUCCCAGAUGGCAGAUGAGAAGAGGAGGCUUGAGGCUCGCAUUGCCCAGCUGGAGGAGGAGCUGGAGGAGGAGCAGCUCAACUCUGAGAUGGUCAACGACCGCAUGAAGAGAACCACACUGCAGGUUGAGCAGCUGACCACAGAGGUGUCUGCAGAGCGCAGUACCUCUCAGCGUCUGGAGGGGGCGCGUGCCCAGCUGGACCGCCAGAACAAGGAGCUGAAGUUGAAGCUGCAGGAACUCGAGGGAACCGUCAAGUCCAAGUACAAAUCCACUAUUGCUGCCCUGGAGGCUAAGAACGCUCAGCUGGAGGAGCAGCUGGACAUUGAGUCAAAGGAGCGUCAGCAGGCAUCCAGGCAGUGCAGACGGACGGAGAAGAAGCUGAAGGAGGUGUUGCUGCAGGUUGAUGAUGAAAGGCGCAACACGGAGCAGUACAAAGACCAGGCUGACAAGCUGAACAACCGAAUGCGCCAGCUGAAGCGUCAGCUGGAGGAGGCGGAGGAAGAGGUAACGCGAGCCAACGCUUAUCGCAGGAAGCUGCAGAGGGAGCUGGACGACGCUACUGAGUCAGCAGACGCUAUGAACCGCGAAGUCAGCAGCCUGAAGAGCAAGCUCAGACGUGGGGACUUGCCUUUGAACAUGAGACGUGUCUUCAAUCGCGGCCUGGACAGCGAUGAGGACGUGGACGUACCGAGCGAACCGUCCGAGCCCACGCCCGAGUGAACUGGAAGACCGCAACAGUCAAGUGUCAGUCAGCAUGCGAGUAUAGAUAAAUAUUGUUAACCGUACAAGCUAUCAAACAGAUAUUUUCUGAAAGCAUCUAGCCUUUUCUUCCCUUGGACAUCUACCCUCUAGCCUUACUGUCACAUUCCAUAUAUUACAAUAUCUUUAUAUCUGGCCAAAUAAUCUAUUCAUCUCAGUGAAUUCAAGUGAUACUGCUUUUCUGUAAACUCUUUCUAAGGUACUCUGUCUUGCUCUAUUUUUCUACAUGGCUGGUGGAUGAUAAAAUACUGUUUGGAGAUGUAAUUACAACUGCUUUUGUAACAGCCACUGCAGUCACAUUAGUUUGUGCUUGAGGUUUAUAUGCUGUUACUUUGCCGCUGUGAGGGGAAAAAAAAGAAAAAGAAAAAACACUGGUGAUUUUUAUGCUUUGUUUUGCACACAGUUUUUGGGGCUUCUGGGGAGUUUUGAUGCAGUCAAAAAAAAAAAAAUGCAGUUCACAUGCAGUUAUUGAUUAGUGUUGAUAAAAUCCAUGAAUUUGUACUGUAUUUUUCCAUCACUGUUUCAUAUCAGUCAUAUUAUUACCUCAAAACUGCACAUUGCCAACAGGGAGAAUGUGGAUAUAAGAUUGGAAUAUGUUUAGUUGUUCUUCACCAUGGUAUAGAGAUAAAAAACAGCAAUAUUACAGCAAAGUGUCAUCACAAACUUUUGUUAUAUCAUUGGUAGCUAGCCUGGUGUAUCAUUUCUCACUGGUUUUACUCUUUAUUCAUUUUUGGUGGUGGGUCAUUAUGUUGUCACUAUCACUGUGCUUCCAUGCUUUUGCACAGCACAAGGGGGCUUCUACAUGCACAGUAGUUUUUGAAUGUUGCAUCAGAGUUGAACCCCGUCUAUUUUUCAGGUUAUGGAUGAUAUCCUAACACUGUAUUGUCAAAGGGAUUACAUGUGAUUAUAUUGAUGCCAAUGUUUCAAGGCUAUUUUAUAUUUUAUCAGAUGCUAUAUUGCAAUAAAAUGACUGAGUAUCACUGCAUUUCUGUGUGGGAUUUUUAACUGUUGCAUCACUGAAAACCCACAUUAAACAGUUUUUGUGAUUGA
Molecule: messenger RNA, 7214 nt
Organism: Myripristis murdjan (pinecone soldierfish)
Lineage: Eukaryota; Metazoa; Chordata; Actinopteri; Holocentriformes; Holocentridae
Product: myosin-9-like
Exons: 43
Coding region: 243-6125 (1960 amino acids)
Cellular component (GO): myosin filament; cytoplasm; myosin II complex
Molecular function (GO): microfilament motor activity; actin filament binding; ATP binding
Source: RefSeq, a predicted model, not a curated record